Auanema sp. JU1783 is the source of this 2157-nucleotide messenger RNA. NCBI's taxonomy places the organism in Eukaryota, Metazoa, Nematoda, Chromadorea, Rhabditida, Rhabditidae. The record is from the annotation of a GenBank genome assembly.
AUGGCUUUCAACAAUAAAGAGAGGGAUUUCGCAGCUGAAAAAGAUAGAAUUCGUGAGUUUUUUCAAUCCCACUAUGAAGAGAACUCAGACGGAGCCAAGGUUUUUUCAUAUCGUGAUCAAAUUACCCGUAUAGCAGAAAGAGAGGAAGUAUCGUUUCCUAUCAACAUGGAUGAUGUGUAUAACUUUGAUCCAUCACUUGCUGAAUCAUUUCACGGGAACGCGAGACGCUACAUGCAACUCGUGAACGAAGUGUUGGAUGAACUCAUACAAGACUAUUUGGGUGAAAGACAGCCACCCGUUCGUGAUGCAUUAGAUGCUUUCAUCUUUCAAAGACUGUAUAUGGAUAAUACUCAGAAAAACAUAGAUGGUGGUGUUAUAAGUAGUAAUGACGCAAGAAAAAAAUAUCCACCACAACUGUUACGUAGAUAUGAACUUUCUUUAAAAUCCAAAAAUGAUGAUAAAGUUCUUGCCGUUAGAGACAUCAAGGCUUCGUCAGUUGGAAAAUUAGUUAGUGUCGGUGGUAUUGUUAUUCGUGCCACUGAAGUUCGGCCUAUGGCUUCAGUUAUAACAUAUUCAUGCGAUACUUGCGGAGCUGAAGCUUAUCAACCUGUUAACGGACCAUCUUUCACACCCGCUCUCUCUUGUCCAAGUAAAGAUUGUACAGAGUCUAAAGCUAAUGGAAGACUACAUAUGCAAAUCCGCGGUUCUAAAUUUGUUAAAUUCCAAGAGUUGAAAAUUCAAGAAUUGAGUGAGCAAGUACCUGUUGGAUCUAUUCCUCGUUCGUUAACUAUCAAUGUUUACGGGGAAAAUACUAGAAAAUGCAUUCCCGGGGAUAACGUGAAAAUCACUGGUGUGUUUGUUCCACUGCUCCAGAAUGGUUAUCGAGUAGGAGGAGGCUUGGUAGCCGAAACUUAUUUAGAAGCUUAUCAUGUAGAGAAUCAAAACAGAACUGAGGACGAAAACUUGGAGCUAACUGAUGAAUUAACAGAUGAAGAGAUCGAAAUGGUCAGUCAAGAUAACUUCUAUGAUUUGCUUGCGUAUUCUAUUGCUCCUGAAAUUUAUGGGCUAAAGGAUGUAAAGAAAAGUUUAUUACUGGCUUUAGUUGGAGGUGUGGAUAAGAACGCAAGUGGAAUGAAAAUAAGAGGAGCCUUAAAUAUUCUAUUGAUGGGCGAUCCAGGUGUCGCCAAGUCUCAACUUUUGUCUUAUAUUGAUCGUCUCGCACCUCGUUCUCAAUACACUACUGGAAGAGGCUCAUCAGGAGUGGGUUUGACCGCUGCCGUUAUGAAAGAUCCUCUAACUGGAGAAAUGACUUUGGAAGGAGGGGCAUUGGUCUUAGCUGACAAAGGCAUAUGUUGUAUCGACGAGUUCGACAAAAUGUUAGAUAGUGAUCGCACUGCUAUUCAUGAAGUAAUGGAACAGCAAAGUAUAUCUAUUGCAAAAGCUGGCAUUAUGACCACGUUGAAUGCCCGUGUAUCUAUCAUAGCUGCAGCUAACCCUGCAUUCGGAAGGUACAAUCCUCAGCGUAGUAUUGAACAAAAUAUCAACUUACCCGCUGCUUUGCUAUCGAGAUUCGAUUUACUCUGGCUAAUACGCGACAAAGCUGAUCGAGAGUGUGACAAGCGACUUGCCAUGCAUAUUCUUCAUGUGCACAAGUUCGGUAAACAACCUGAAAUUACUGGAUUGAAGCCUCUCGAAAUGAGCCUGGUCAGACGCUAUGUAACAAUUUGCAAAAAAAAGAAUCCAGUCGUUGAUGAGUCCUUAAGAGAGAGAUUGGUUGAAAUGUACGUGGACAUGCGUAGAGAAGCACGUGAUAGUGAUGAUUCAACGUUUACGUCUCCAAGAAUGCUACUUUCAGUCAUAAGAAUGUCUACCGCAUUAGCUCGUCUAAGAUUGAUGCAAACGAGCAAAGAUUCUCUUAGACCUGAGAUUCACAGACAGGAAAUGAAGCAAUCGCCGAUUGAUCAAGCGUUCUCCGUUUUGCGCGAGAUAUAUCAUUCACAGGGUAAUGAUGAACCGAUUAUCAUGCAAACGGCAGUCCAGAAAUGUGCUCGCAAGGGUAUCAGUGAGGAAACUUUACAGAAAUCAAUUGAAACUUAUUGUAAAACUGGAAUACUUCUCUUGGAUCGCCAGCAGCGAAUUCGAUUCUCAAUUAACUAA